CUUGUGUGGGUCAUCUAGAGGAGUAGGAAGGGCAUAGCUAUCACCUUCCUCAGCUCAAUGGGCUCUGGUUCAUGUGCCGUACUGUGGCAGGCAGUCCACGCCGAGCACUUAGGUGAGCCAUUUGUGGCGGGGUUACCGACCUCGUUAGUCUAUGUGCCCCAUUCCAGGACACGAUUCUAUGUUAUAUCUGUGCUCUCAGGAGCUAUCUGCAACCCAGGCAUCACAGCGAAGUGCCUUCAUUAUCGCCUUCCCUCAACCAAAAACAUGGCUUCAAAUGGCAAACAGUUCAGCUUACAAACCCUGGAUCCAACUGGGCUUGCCAGCUCAAAGCCACUCUUCUCUCAUGUCACAACCGCCAGCGGUGACAUGAAAGUUGUCUUUAUUGCCGGGCAGGUCGGCAUGGAUGAGAAUGGAAAUGUCGCAAAGGCAUAUGAAGAUCAGGUCCGACAGACGGUCAAGAACAUCGGGACGUGUCUUGCGGCAGCCGGCGCCAAGGUAACGGACAUUGUCAAGGUCAACUACUAUAUCGUCAACUAUGAUCCCAACAACCGUCCUCACGUCCCAAUUGUGCUGGAUUUUUAUGCUGGCCAUCGCCCAUCUACGAUGCUAGUCCCGGUCCCAUGUCUUGCUAAGCCCGAACUACUUUUCGAAAUGGAUGUCACUGCUGUGAUCCCUCGGGACCGCGGUAUUGAACCCAUACCGCAACCAAUCCCGGUUACGGAGACAAGAGUCGACGUUGUUGUGGUUGGCGGCGGACUCAGUGGACUUCAGGCGGGUCUGGACUGCCAGAAUGCAGGUCUCUCCACCAUUGUUCUUGAAGCCCGCAAUCGAGUAGGCGGCAAGACAUGGAGUGUUCCCGGGGCUCAGGGAAAAGGCAUGAUAGAGCUUGGCGGGGCAUGGAUCAACGACACUAACCAGUCACACAUGUAUGAACUGGCGAAGAAACUGAAAUUGGACCUAAUCCAGCAGCUCACCGCGGGGGACUGCGUUAUGCACGAUUUGGACGGGUCCAUCUCCAAAUUUGAAUACGGUGGUGUUCCGGCGCACGAGCAGUCCGAAGCCAACAACAUGAUCGAAAUUAGGGCGUUGCUUGAGAAGUGGUGCCACGAGGUUGACCUGCUAAAUCCUCAAAAUAGGGAAUGGGACUCCCUUACUCUGGAGGAUUUCAUCAAGAAGAUAGGUGGAGGUCCCACUACCCAAGCCACGGCGAGACUGUGGACUAGGGGGUUGCUAGGAGUUGAGCCUCGCGAAAUGAGUGCUCUUUACUUCCUGGACUAUGUCAAGAGUGGAGGAGGUCUCAUGUUGACAAGGUCCGACAUGAAGCACGGCGGGCAAUUUCUGCGCAUUCGUCAGGGCGCCCAAUCCUUUUCCAAAGGCCUUGCAGCGAUGAUGAAAGCUGGCAGUGUCCAACUUGACUCACCUGUUCGAAAAAUCGAGCAAGAUAAAGCUCACGACGAGGUCUGCGUGACAACAGAGAGCGGCUAUCGCAUCCGCUCCAAACGAGUGGUCAUAUCAGUGCCAACUCCAUUAUACAAAGAGAUCACAUUUUCUCCGCCCUUGCCUGCUGCAAAGCAUAAGCUAGCAUCGAGUACAGCGCUCGGGUGGGUGGCCAAGUCCAUCGUUUGUUACGACAAGCCUUGGUGGAGAGCGGCGGGCUAUUCUGGGUUGGUACAAUCCUUCAACGGACCCAUCACAAUCGUACGAGACACAAGUUCCGACAUGGAUGGGCACUAUUCCCUCACAUGUUUUAGUCAGGGAGAUACCGGUAGGGCUUGGGGUAAGCUGUCCGAUCAGGAGCGCCGCGAGCAGGUCAUCGCACAUAUAGGGCGUGCGUUUGCCAACCAUAGCGCUGCAGCGGCGCAUAUUGGUAUGUUUGAGCAGCGAUGGGCGCUAGAGCAAUGGAGCCAGGGAUGCCCCAGCCCUGUGAUGGGCCCUGGGCUUCUUGGUGAACUGGGACAUGCUUUACGAGCUCCUUUCCAAAAUCUUCACUUUGUUGGUACUGAAACUGCUUAUGAGUGGAAAGGGUAUAUGGAGGGCGCUGUCCGUUCUGGCAAAAGAGGAGCGAAGGAGGUUAUUACCGCUCUCCUAGGUGAAGGACAAAAGAGCAUAAAUAAAGCCAAGAUGUAA
Molecule: messenger RNA, 2127 nt
Organism: Exophiala dermatitidis NIH/UT8656
Lineage: Eukaryota; Fungi; Ascomycota; Eurotiomycetes; Chaetothyriales; Herpotrichiellaceae
Product: monoamine oxidase
Exons: 3
Coding region: 58-2127 (689 amino acids)
Molecular function (GO): oxidoreductase activity
Source: RefSeq, a predicted model, not a curated record